This is a messenger RNA of Daphnia pulicaria, 631 nucleotides long. RefSeq lists its product as uncharacterized. The record is from RefSeq and is a predicted model, not a curated record. Lineage: Eukaryota; Metazoa; Arthropoda; Branchiopoda; Diplostraca; Daphniidae. The transcript has 4 exons. Bases 54 to 542 code for a protein of 162 amino acids.
UGUGGCCCUUGAUUACUCUGUGAACAUUUCAACCAUCCCGAAAAUCACGUAACAUGGCUACCACGGGUGAUAUUUCCUUUCCCGGCGAUUCUGAGAAGAAACACCCAUGCUCUUUUAUGAGAAGUCUCGGACUCGGUUUCUUGAAAGAUUCGAAAAUGCCGUGUCCCAUCACGAUGGCGUCUGGAGCCUCUUAUGGCCUUUUGGCCGUUAACAUGUUCAGCCCAGACCUCAUGCAAAAGGUUUCGCCUAGUCGUGAUCUCACAAACGUUUUGAUGGGUUCCACUCUGGUUGGAGGCUCGCUGUACUUGGUAUCCAGACCACAUUUGGCCACCAUCAAGGACACAAAGCAAAAAGUAGUUUUCAGUGUUUUUGGUUCAGCAAUGUUCACACUGGGCUCGCUACUGUUGUGGGCAAUGACCAGAGUCCUUGUGCCAGACAACACAACCAUCCGUGUAGUCACCGCAGUUGGUUCCAGCAUUGUUCUACUCAAGACAGGUGUGGCUUACCUGGACAUCAUUGAUGCUGACAAGAAACCCAAAUAGACUUGUGUUUUUGUCUUGCAUGUAGAUAUUGUCUUGUCUACUCUCUUUAAUAGUCGUUUUCCAGCAUUACAAACUCGUCGUUCCAGCUU